AUGGAACUGAGACCAGUGGUGAAGUUUACAGAACAUGUAGUCACUACAAGCAAGCUCAUCGAUCACCGGCAUCCCACAAAGCUCCGGCAUAAGGCCGUGAGGAUCAUACUCACCGACGGUGACGCCACUGACUCCGGUGAUGAUGAAGGUUCCGGAAGAAUAUUUGUCCGUAGAGUCAAAAGACACGUUGAAGAGGUCAACUUUAAGUCAGAGGUACCGAAGCAACGGUAUAGUAAUAGUAACAGUCAGAAAAAGAGGAGCUUGACUUCGCCGGUAAAGGACGUCAAUAGCAUGAAAAAGUUCAGGGGUGUGCGUCAGAGACCGUGGGGGAGAUGGGCAGCCGAGAUCCGUGAUCCGACUAGUAGAAAACGGGUCUGGCUAGGGACUUAUGACACUCCUGAAGAAGCUGCUUCGGCUUAUGACACCGCCGCCGUUAAACUGAGAGGACCCACCGCAGUCACUAACUUUCCGGCGGCUCAACGAGUCUCUAUCGACUCCAUUGCCGAGAGCCCAACAGAGAGCGACGCAGUUACAUCUGGAAACGACUCCGCUUUGUCGCCCACCUCCGUUCUCCGCCGUGACGAUUUUACGCCGUUUGAAGAAACUGCUUCAAUUUAUGACACCGCCGCCGUUAAACUGAGAAGACCCACCGCAGUCACUAACUUUCCGGCGGCUCAACGAGUCUCUAUCGACUCCAUUGCCCAGAGCCCAACAGAGAGCGACGCAGUUACAUCUGGAAACGACUCCGCUUUGUCGCCCACCUCCGUUCUCCGCCGUGAUGAUUUUAUGCCGUUUGACUGUCUCUUCGGCUUUGACGGUGACGUUGACGCCUUUGGGUUCAGCAUUGAAUUUCCGUUCAGUUUGCCGAGUGUUGGUUUGCCAUACCUAGCCGAGGAAUUCAGCGAGUUUGACUUCGAUGCUUUCCUCGAAGAAGUCAGAUGA
Fraxinus pennsylvanica is the source of this 942-nucleotide messenger RNA. The record is from the annotation of a GenBank genome assembly. NCBI's taxonomy places the organism in Eukaryota, Viridiplantae, Streptophyta, Magnoliopsida, Lamiales, Oleaceae.